This is a messenger RNA of Galeopterus variegatus (Sunda flying lemur), 976 nucleotides long. Its product is annotated as olfactory receptor 4F6. Gene Ontology annotation, biological process: G protein-coupled receptor signaling pathway. The transcript has a single exon. NCBI's taxonomy places the organism in Eukaryota, Metazoa, Chordata, Mammalia, Dermoptera, Cynocephalidae. Bases 16 to 954 code for a protein of 312 amino acids. Gene Ontology annotation, molecular function: G protein-coupled receptor activity; olfactory receptor activity. Gene Ontology annotation, cellular component: membrane. The record is from RefSeq and is a predicted model, not a curated record.
GUGCUGACAGAGGUGAUGGAUGGAGCCAAUCAAUCUGGGGUGUCUGAGUUUGUGUUCCUGGGACUUUCCAAUUCGUGGGAAAUCCAGCUCCUCCUCUGCCUCUUUUCCUCUGUGUUCUAUGUGGCAAGCCUGGUGGGAAACCUCCUCAUUGUGCUAACUGUGGCCUCUGACCCUCGUUUACAGUCCCCCAUGUACUUCCUGCUGGCCAACCUUUCCAUCAUUGACUUGAUAUUUUGUUCCUCUACAGCCCCCAAAAUGAUUUAUGACCUUUUCAGAAAGCACAAAACCAUCUCUUUUGGGGGCUGUGUAGUUCAGAUCUUCUUUAUCCAUGCAGUUGGGGGCACUGAGGUGGUGCUGCUCAUAGCCAUGGCCUUUGACCGAUACGUGGCCAUAUGUAAGCCUCUGCAUUAUCUGACCAUCAUGAGCCCACAGAGGUGCAUUUCGUUUUUAGUUGCUUCCUGGGUUAUUGGCCUUAUUCAUUCAGUGAUUCAGUUGGCUUUUGUUGUAGACUUGCCUUUCUGUGGCCCUAAUGAAUUAGACAGUUUUUUCUGUGAUCUACCUCGAUUUAUCAAACUUGCUUGUACAGAGACCUACACACUGGGAUUCAUGGUUACUGCAAAUAGUGGGUUUAUUUCUGUGGCUUCUUUUUUAAUUCUGAUCAUCUCUUACAUCUUUAUUUUGCUCACUGUUCAGAAAAAAUCUUCGGGUGGUGUAUCCAAGGCCCUCUCCACUCUGUCAGCUCAUGUCACUGUGGUGGUUUUGUUCUUUGGUCCAUUAAUCUUUUUCUAUACGUGGCCAUUUCCUACAUCACAUCUGGAUAAAUUCCUUGCCAUCUUUGAUGCAGUUAUCACUCCUUUUCUAAAUCCGGCCAUCUACACUUUCAGGAAUAAAGAGAUGAAGGCGGCAAUGAGAAGACAAUGCACUCAGUUUUUGAAUUAUAGUAAAAUAUCUUAAAUACACUGAGGAUAUAUAGAAA